CCUGUCUUUCCUCUCCCGCUGCCCGGAAGUGAAUGAGGGCGCUUCCGGCGGCGGUUACCAGGGUAACCGGGUUGCUAGCGCGACCCGGUUGCCGCGGCGGCAGCGCGGGGCCUGUCGCGGCGCCGCUCCGGGGCAGAGGCGUGGGCGCCCCCGUCCCCUGCGCGAUGUUCAUCUACCUGAGCAAGAAGAUUGCAAUUCCUGGUAAUGUUCGAUUAAGAUGUAUUUCCUGGAAUAAGGAUCAAGGUUUCAUAGCCUGUGGUGGAGAAGAUGGGUUACUGAAAGUUUUAAAGUUGGAAACGCAAACAGACGAAGCAAAACUAAAGGGACUUGCAGCUCCUAGCAAUCUUUCUGUGAAUCAAACUCUUGAAGGUCAUAGUGGUUCUGUGCAAGUGGUGACAUGGAAUGAACAGUAUCAAAAACUAACAACCAGUGAUCAAAAUGGGCUCAUCAUUGUGUGGAUGUUGUAUAAAGGUGCCUGGUAUGAAGAGAUGAUUAACAAUAGAAAUAAAUCUGUUGUUCGAAGUAUGAGCUGGAAUGCUGAUGGACAAAAGAUUUGCAUUGUAUAUGAAGAUGGAGCUGUGAUUGUUGGAUCAGUGGAUGGCAAUCGUAUUUGGGGGAAAGAUCUGAAAGGUACACACCUGUGCCAUGUGACCUGGUCUUCUGACAGCAAAGUUUUACUCUUUGGAAUGGCAAAUGGAGAAAUUCAUAUUUACGACAAUCAGGGGAAUUUUAUUGUGAAAAUGAAACUGAGUUGUUUGGUGAACCUAACUGGAGCAUUCAGUAUUGCUGGAAUACACUGGUAUCAUGGUACCGAAGGCUACAUUGAACCAGGUUGUCCUUGUCUUGCUGUCUGUUAUGAUAAUGGAAGAUGCCAGAUAAUGAGAGAUGAGAAUGACCAGAAUCCUGUUUUGAUUGACACUGGUAUGAAUGUAGUAUGUAUUCAGUGGAACCACUGUGGAAGUGUACUGGCGGUGGCAGGUUCCCUAAAAACAACUUCUCAAGAUAAAGAUGUAAAUAUUGUGCAAUUCUACACUCCAUUUGGUGAGCAUUUGCGCACACUGAAAGUUCCUGGCAAACAGAUGUCAGCCUUGUCUUGGGAGGGAAGUGGACUGAAAAUUGCACUAUCAGUUGAUUCAUAUAUAUAUUUUGCAAACAUUCGGCCAGAUUACAAGUGGGGUUAUUGCUCCAACACAGUGGUUUACGCAUAUACUCGACCUGAUCGUCCAGAAUACUGUGUAGUAUUUUGGGACACAAAAAACAAUGAGAAGUAUGUGAAAUAUGUCAAGAGCCUGAUUUCCAUAACAACUUAUGGAGACUUCUGUGUUUUAGCAACUAAAGCAGAUGAAAAUCAACCUCAGUAUGUGCUGGUUCUCUGCAAUUCCAUUGGUACUCCCUUGGACCCAAAAUAUAUUGAUAUUGGACCGUUGUUUGUCACAAUGACCAAAACACAUGUGAUAGCAGCUUCAAAAGAGGCGUUUUACAUCUGGCAGUAUCGUGUUGCAAAGAAACUCACAGCAAUGGAAAUUAAUCAGCUAGCACGGACCAGAAAAGAAGGCAGGGAAAGGCUUUAUCAUAUUGAUGAUACCCCUUUGGAAUCUGCAGAGGAACGCCUUGAUUACAUCAAAGCUAUUGAAGGAACAAGAGAUCCAAUUUGUGCAAUAACAGCAUCUGAUAAGAUACUACUUGUGGGAAGAGAAUCUGGCACUAUUCAGAGAUACAGCCUCCCUGGCGUUGGCAUAGUUCAGAAGUAUACCCUGAACUGUCGGGCAUAUCAGCUGUCUUUGAACUGCAACUCCAGUCGUGUUGCUAUCAUAGACCUUUCAGGUGUUUUGACUUUCUUUGACCUGGAUACACGGGUAAUAGACAGUACAGGACAGCAAGUGAUAGGUGAGCAGCUGAAGUUGGAACGCAAAGAUGUCUGGGAUAUGAAAUGGGCCAAAGAUAAUCCAGAUCUGUUUGCAAUGAUGGAGAAAACAAGAAUGUAUGUCUUCAGAAACUUGGAUCCUGAGGAACCUAUUCAAACCUCUGGAUAUAUUUGCAGCUUUGAAGAUUUAGAAAUCAAAUCUGUUCUUCUGGAUGAAAUAUUAAAGAAUCCUGAACAUCCUAACAAAGAUUACAUCAUCAAUUUUGAGAUUCGGUCACUACGAGACAGUCGAGCACUGAUUGAAGAAGUUGGGAUUGAAGAAUCUUCCCAGUUCAUAGAAGAUAAUCCACAUCCCAGACUUUGGCGUCUCCUGGCUGAAGCUGCUCUUCAGAAGCUAGAUCUGCAGACUGCUGAGCAAGCUUUUGUGCGCUGCAAAGAUUAUCAAGGUAUUAAAUUUGUGAAGCGUCUAGGCAACCUGCAGAGUGAGUCAAUGAAGCAAGCAGAAGUGGCAGCCUAUUUUGGCAGAUUUGAAGAAGCUGAAAGAAUGUAUUUGGAUAUGGACAGAAGAGAUCUUGCCCUUGGACUACGCAUAAAACUGGGAGAUUGGUUUCGUGUAUUGCAGCUAUUGAAAACAGGGUCAGGUGAUUCUGAUGAUGCCCUUCUUGAACAAGCACACAAUGCUAUCGGAGAUUAUUAUGCAGACCGUCAGAAAUGGGUAAAUGCUGUACAAUAUUAUGUACAAGGGCGAAACCAGGAACGUUUAGCUGAAUGUUACUACAUGCUAGAGGAUUACCAAGGACUGGAGAAUCUAGCUAACUCACUUCCAGAGAAUAAUAAAUUGCUUCCUGAUAUAGCUUAUAUGUUUGUAAGAGUGGGGAUGUGUGAGCAGGCUGUGUCUGCCUUUCUGAAAUGUAGUCGACCAAAGGAUGCUGUCGAUGCCUGUGUACAUCUCAAGCAGUGGAAUAAAGCUGUGGAGUUGGCUAAAAAUCACAAUAUGAAAGAGAUUGGAUCCUUGUUAGCUAGAUAUGCAACUCAUUUGCUGGAAAAGAAUAAAAUUCUUGAUGCAAUAGAACUUUAUCGUAAAGCCAAUUAUUUCUUCGAUGCUGCUAAGCUCAUGUUCAAGAUUGCAGAUGAAGAGGCAAAGAAAAGAGCAAAGCCAUUGCGAGUUAAAAAGCUGUAUGUGUUAUCAGCUUUACUUAUAGAACAGUGCCAUGAAAAAAUGCAAAAUGCACAAAAGGGAAAAGUUAAAGGAAAAAGUUCAGAGAUGGCUUCAGCUUUGGCUGGUUUGCUAGAAGAAGAUGUCCUUUCUUCAGCUAAUCGCUUUGCAGACAAUGCUUGGCGAGGAGCUGAGGCUUAUCAUUUUUUUAUACUUGCACAAAGACAGCUCUACAAAGGUUCUGUAGAUGCAGCACUGAAGACAGCCCUUCAUUUACGAGAUUAUGAAGACAUUAUCCCUGCAGUUGAAAUCUAUUCCCUUCUCGCUCUCUGUGCAUGUGCACAUAGAGCAUUUGAUAUUUGUUCAAAAGCCUUUGUUAAACUGGAAUCCUUGGAAACUCUCAGCCAAGAACAGAGGCAACAGUAUGAGGAUCUUGCUCUAGAGAUAUUCACCAAACAUUGCCCUAAGUAUAACAAAAAAUCUGAUCUGGAUGAUGUUCUUGAGAGUGGAGAUGGGAAACUUCCUGUAUGUGUUGCAACAGGAGAUCCUAUCAUGGAGUAUCGAUUCUGGAUGUGCAGUGUGUGUAAGCAUUGUGUGAAAGCCAAAGAAAUAAGCAAUUAUAACUUCUGUCCUCUGUGCCACAGUUCUGUAGCAUAACAGGAAGUAAAGGUUUGUUUGUCCUCAUAUCUGCUAUGUUUCAUUAAAAAAAAAAAAAAAAGCAAGCCCUCUAAAAUGUUACUGUUGUACUGUUUUAAAAUACAGUUCAGGUAUGAUAGUGUCACAGAUAAUGUUACUAUUAUUAGAGAAACAUUUCAAAAAAGAAAUGAGAAACUUUAAGGUUCCAUGUUAAGAAACAGCUGUGGUAAUUGACUAAAUUUUUACAGUGGUUUAAGGUAACAGCAUUUUUUUUAAUUGUAAAUUGAACCUAGUUUCAAAACCAUGCAAAUUGAAUGCAGGUUUAUCUUAGUAUGUUUUACUCUGUGAAUUUCAAGAAAACCAAUAAUUUCCCAUGGAAUUAUAAAAAUGAAAAAUGGAGCAAACUCAGUUUCCUGAAGGUAGUAAUUCUUGAGUUGAAAUAAUGCACAGUAGUUGUAGUAUUAUUGUAUACAUUUUCCACUACUUGUUUUACUAGAAUGAUGGUGCUGCUUUAGUUGUACUUCACAUUUAUGCUAUUUUCUUUUGCCAAGUGUAUUGAAAACUAUAGUACUAACAAAGAAGCUGCAGACAUUUAGAAAUCAAUGCCUUUAGCAAGCAUUUGAAUUCUUAAGAUUUUUUUUUUCCUGUGGUGAUUUGCUUUAUCAGCUAAGGAAACCAAUAUGAACCUUCAGCCUGGAAACUGUUAAUGGGCGGCUACUUACAAAUUAGUAGCCUGAAGUGAGCAGCUCACAUCUGCUAAGCAGAUCUCAAGAGUUAUAACUGUCAUCCUCAUUAUACAUGAAGAUUGAAAGGAGAUGGAGUCUUAUUUAGAAGUGAGCUUUUCUAUUUUAUUGCUAGAUUUUAACCAAUGCUUUGAUGGUACAGUAUGGAAAUGUUGCAGGUCACUUAUCCAUGGUAUGAGUUUUCUUCACAGCACUUGUCAGACUGGUAACAUUUACAAGCAUUAAAAUUCACUUUGUAUGUUGUUAUUUUUUUGAGGAAAAGAUGGUGAGGAGUCUCAUUUCUCCUAGGAUUUCUUUCGGAGCAAAUAAUACACAUCUUUCAAAUAUUUUUAAUGGAAGAAGUUUAUAUGUAAAAUAUAUAUUAAAUAUUUUUCUAUUCAGGUA
Molecule: messenger RNA, 4783 nt
Organism: Dromaius novaehollandiae (emu)
Lineage: Eukaryota; Metazoa; Chordata; Aves; Casuariiformes; Dromaiidae
Gene: WDR35
Product: WD repeat domain 35
Exons: 27
Coding region: 33-3677 (1214 amino acids)
Biological process (GO): non-motile cilium assembly; intraciliary retrograde transport; protein localization to cilium
Cellular component (GO): intraciliary transport particle A; non-motile cilium
Molecular function (GO): protein binding
Source: RefSeq, a predicted model, not a curated record